Anopheles funestus (African malaria mosquito) is the source of this 2702-nucleotide messenger RNA. RefSeq names its product UDP-glucuronic acid decarboxylase 1 (gene Uxs). The transcript has 5 exons. The record is from RefSeq and is a predicted model, not a curated record. Gene Ontology annotation, biological process: D-xylose metabolic process. Bases 287 to 1831 code for a protein of 514 amino acids. Lineage: Eukaryota; Metazoa; Arthropoda; Insecta; Diptera; Culicidae. Gene Ontology annotation, molecular function: NAD+ binding; UDP-glucuronate decarboxylase activity. Gene Ontology annotation, cellular component: cytoplasm.
GGUACUCCACCCGCAUUACCACUUGAACUAGCCUCCCAUGACAGCUGAUUGGUGUUUGAUUGUACAUCUCCUUCUAACCGCCCACCUCUCGAACACAAACACCUUCGCUCUCGCUUGCUCUCGCAGCGUAGCAACCAGAUCACACCACUACCAACGUAUGUACGCAUGUAGCUUUCCUAUCUGACACUGGGGAGGAAUGACAAAAUAAACAUGUCAAAACAGAGCUGCCUUCGCUGCGCUCGGUGGAGUUUUUUGGACGAAAUUUUCGCUUAACCACCGAGUGAUCAUGGUGUUUUCGAAGAGAAAGAUGAAGCAGUUCCUAGCGUUCGGAGUGACGAUCGUGCUCGUGAUUUGUUUGUACAAAUCAUGGGGCAGUCCAACAAAUGGGAUGUCACAUUACGCGUAUGAUGAUGAUGAUAACGCUGCUAUUGGAGCGGCAGAUAACACGGCCGUCGAUCAGGCGAAUCGACGGGUCGGUUCAUCUCCCGAACGUCUGGUACUGUCGGUGGCCGAUCGAAACGUUCACAGGCAACAUAACAGCAUCGAUGGGGCAAGCGAUGAUGCCAACGGUGGUGUACCAUUGCGGCCCGACGACGUUGAGCGGGUGUUGAUACAGAACAAGCUACGGUCAUUCCGAAAGGGACCGUCAGUUAUGAAGAAUCGGCGAAUCGAUCCAUUGCAUGACGAUCUUACCCUAGACGAUCCCGAGCAAGAAACGCGCUUGAACGAGCUACACGAGGCUAAGCGACAGAUACUGGAGCUGGAACGUAAGAUACAGGAACUGGAAGGCCGGAUACCGCGAAAGUACCCGGAUGUAACCUUUUUAAACUACAAAAAUCGUAAACGGAUACUGAUAACGGGAGGAGCCGGUUUCGUUGGUUCGCACCUGGUCGACUAUCUCAUGAUGCAAGGCCACGAGGUGAUCGUGGCGGAUAACUUCUUCACCGGCCGGAAGCGUAACGUGGAGCAUUGGUUGGGACAUGAAAAUUUUGAGCUUAUCCAUCACGACAUCGUUAACCCACUGUUCAUCGAGGUGGACGAAAUUUAUCAUUUGGCCAGCCCCGCCAGUCCACCGCACUACAUGUACAACCCGGUCAAGACGAUCAAAACGAACACGCUCGGUACGAUCAACGUGCUCGGUUUGGCGAAGCGUGUGGGCGCCAAAGUACUCAUUGCCAGCACCUCCGAAGUGUACGGUGAUCCCGAUGUACAUCCGCAGCCCGAAACCUACUGGGGACAUGUAAAUCCGAUCGGACCGCGCGCCUGCUACGACGAGGGCAAACGGGUGUCGGAAACGCUAAGCUACGCGUACGCUAAGCAGGAGAAAGUGAAUGUACGCGUGGCGCGAAUCUUCAACACGUACGGACCGCGGAUGCACAUGAAUGAUGGGCGCGUUGUGUCUAACUUUAUCAUUCAAGCGCUACAGAACCAGUCCAUUACGAUUUAUGGAAGCGGCCGACAGACACGAUCGUUUCAGUACGUGUCGGAUCUGGUUGAUGGUUUGGUAGCGCUAAUGGCAUCCAACUACACACAACCCGUCAACCUUGGUAAUCCGGUCGAACGGACUAUACAAGAUUUUGCCGAAAUUAUACGCGAUCUGGUGGGAUGCAAGAGCAAAAUCAUCGAACUGCCCGCCGUCGAAGACGACCCACAACGGCGGAAACCAGAUAUUGCGAGAGCAAAGAAAUACAUCAACUGGGAACCGAGGGUUCCACUACAAGAAGGGCUCAUGAAAACGAUAGACUAUUUCCGCAAGGAGUUAGCUCGCUCAAAUCACUCGCAGCGAAACAUCUUUGUUCCCGAAACGACGGAGUUCCGCAACUUGCUAUGAUAUCGGGUACUGUGGUGUGAUGCGGAUUAGAGUGCCAGAUUUUGGGCAAUUGGGAUUUAAUCCAUCCUGCACAGAUAUGUACACCGUCGCUAAAAAGCACAAGGCGGACGACGUGCAUAAAAACGUUGUAGAUAUGGAGGGCUUGCCGUAAUGAAUAAGUGUAGCAAUAUUAUUAUCAUUUACUGAUACUACGUUUGUGCAAAAGCAGUGAGUGAGUAUUUUUCCGUAAAAGAUUGUAACAUUUCACUCUCCAAAAUUGAAGCAGUCUUUCAAAAAAUCCAGUAUCUAUUGGAAUGUGUAAAAGGUUUCGUGUUUGCAUUCUCUCUCUAUAUUUAGGGGACUGAAUUUAAAAUGUUUUAGCAGUUUUGAAGAUAAGCGCUACAAACAAGAUAGUCAAACAAUUGUUCGAACCGUAAAUGAUUCUAUACCGGCCUGAUACGAAUAGUUCGAGCGUGCAAUAGUGUAUGAAACAUUUUAUUGAAAGUGUGAACAUGAUUUAGAGAUAUUUUAUUAUGAUUUAUAGCAUAUACGCUGCAUCAAAUGCUGAGAGAGUGAACUGAUCUUUUUUUUACCGUUUUAUAUUCUCUUUUUUAAUGUAAAUACUUUCUAGUCUGGUUUUAAUAUUAGAGUGCGCAAUAUGGAAUGUAUUUUGGUUUGUCUGUUUGUUUUUUUGGUGAAGUUAGAUAAGAGUGCUGAGAAUCUGUUAAAUGUGUAAUCAAUAGUAAAAUAAAAUAACUUUACACCAUGCGAAUAAUAUGAAAUUUUAGAGAAAGGACGUCUUUUUAUUUUCACUUUACAAUAGCGCAAUUUUUAGCCUUUUGGAGUGAGGAGAAGAUUUGAACCAAAACUAUGUUUGCAAAACAAAAACUAA